Aphanomyces invadans is the source of this 333-nucleotide messenger RNA. RefSeq lists its product as hypothetical. Lineage: Eukaryota; Oomycota; Saprolegniomycetes; Saprolegniales; Verrucalvaceae. The coding region runs from base 1 to 333 and encodes 110 amino acids. The record is from RefSeq and is a predicted model, not a curated record. The transcript has a single exon.
AUGGACGAAACCGAUCCAAGUUCUGCGACAAGUGACUCCAGCGAUGAAGAAUCGGGCGAAGUGGACUUCGACCCCAAUGGCCUCGAAGCUGUCUCUGGCGGCUACCACCAAGUGCAUGCGGUGAACGUGGUCGACGACACACCUCAGUCGUUCAAGGAUAUUGAAGCAAGUCCGAACAAGGCCAAGUGGCUCGAAGCAACUCAAGACGAGUACGACUCAUUGGUCAACAACGGCACCUGGACUCUGACAGAUCUGCCGCCUGAUCGCAAGGCGUUGGAGUGCAAGUUGAUUUGGCGUACCAAGUUCGACGCAAUGGGCCAGUUCACCAAGUAA